AUGGAACAAAACUCUCCCGAGAACUACUAUCGGAUCGGCUCAGGAGCCUGUGGUACUGUGUGGGCUAGAAGUCUCGACGGCCCUGCAAUCAAACGAGAGGAUGGCGGUCCGUCUCGAUCCCUAGCAAACGACUUUGCGAUGCACAGGCGAGCACUUGAGGCUUUUCGCAAGUUGACAUCUACCAAAAGCCGCAAACAGGAUCAGCUCAUACAACCCCAAGCCCGCAUCCCACAAUGUUACAGCUACUUGACCCCCGAGGACAUCUGGUGGGAAGAGAAUCUCACACGGUUCCCCCUCGGAUACUCACCCUGCAAUGCGAUCUCCUCCAAACGCAUCCCACCGUUUCCAGAGAAUGUAAGGGCACUUCUUGUGGAGAAAUACUGCCCUCCGGACAUUAGAAACCAAAUCCUGUCUAGCGCAAGCAGUCGGGCCUGUCUGAUCAGACCAUACAUUGGUCGCAAACGAACCUACCGAACGGCAAUGAAUAUGAACUCGAGAUUUAGAAGCUUUUCGUUGCAGAACUAUCCGCUCCAUUUGGAUCAGAUGGUCGAGCUGGGGAUUCCUUCUGACCACAUCGAAUGCUAUGCUGCCAUGAUGGGGGAAGCAUUAGCCACGCUGCACUGGCUGGGCGAGAUGGAUGGGAACGACGUCGAGUUUGUUCUCGCUCCGCCACCAAGACGGGGCGAUGGCAGCACCAUUGCCAUGACAAAUGUGUUGGGACAGCAUACCCUGUGGAUGCUGGAUUUUGAUCUUUGUUGCUCCAUUUCUAUGGAUUUCGAAGGCGUCCAGCAAGCUGUCAAGGGGUUUUGCAGAAAUGAUCCCUUCUAUCCGCGGCCGCACACAGACCAGUGGAGUGCUUUUCGCCAGCAGUAUUUGCAGACCUCGGUCGAUUUGAUACAGAGAUUUCAUAAGGAUGAGGCAGAGACUCGACUUAGCCUUGCCAGAAAGUUCAUCGAAUUGAUCGAGACCAAGUAG
Messenger RNA from Aspergillus bombycis, 975 nucleotides. Its product is annotated as zinc finger protein. The record is from RefSeq and is a predicted model, not a curated record. The transcript has a single exon. Lineage: Eukaryota; Fungi; Ascomycota; Eurotiomycetes; Eurotiales; Aspergillaceae. Bases 1 to 975 code for a protein of 324 amino acids.